Penicillium malachiteum is the source of this 354-nucleotide messenger RNA. RefSeq lists its product as uncharacterized. The transcript has a single exon. Bases 1 to 354 code for a protein of 117 amino acids. The record is from RefSeq and is a predicted model, not a curated record. NCBI's taxonomy places the organism in Eukaryota, Fungi, Ascomycota, Eurotiomycetes, Eurotiales, Aspergillaceae.
AUGAUUGAUGUUUCUUGCGAGAUCGAGACCAAGAUGAUGCAGGUCAACCGAGUACGGAGUAUAUACCCGGUUUUGCGGUGUGAGAUGGCGCUGGAUCCAUCGCCGAGAAAGACGAUGAUCAUCGUUGCCAAUGCACAGCUCUCACCAAUCACUUGGGAGUCUGGGACAUGGUCCGAGAAUCGCCCCACAGUCACCCUGCAUCGGUACGAUCUGCGAUCUCUCGGCUCUGCAGUGCAGCCAGAUGUCAAUUUGCACGGAGUAGUUCGUAUGGGACAAGUAGUACCGACAAAGUGGAGCCGUGACGAGCUCAACAGAGCCGAGAUGAGGGGGCUUAAACUUGCAGAGUUAGGAUGA